Molecule: messenger RNA, 1046 nt
Organism: Plodia interpunctella (Indianmeal moth)
Lineage: Eukaryota; Metazoa; Arthropoda; Insecta; Lepidoptera; Pyralidae
Exons: 4
Coding region: 148-1017 (289 amino acids)
Source: RefSeq, a predicted model, not a curated record
UCAGAGUUGCUACGCGAAGAAACACGGUAACUGGGCUACAUCCGAAAUCGAGGGGAACAUAACGGUUCAUUAAACAAACGCCUAAGGCUCUGUACAAACACACAUUUCAACUUACACGGCAUCGAGAAGUACACGUACAUAAAAAAAAUGUUAUUCAGAAUAAUUUUCUUGAAUAUUCUCGCAACGAUUGCCGCUCAUAGACAGAGGAGGUAUCUAGUGUACCCAGACGGUGGGCCUGCCCGAACCCAGUUCAUUAUUGGUCUCGGUGUUCCUGUGGAUUUGAAAGAAGCUUCUGUUACCGUCGGCACCGUAAUCAAAUUUCAAUACGACUUGCCUACAAACAGUUCAGAAUACACAAGCCGAAUUUAUGGAUUUGCCAACACCGUUUCAAGAGAUAUGAAUGGAAAUGAAGAUACAGAUGAUGAAAAAAAUAAUGAAACUAAUGAAUCUAAAAUAAUUGAUACGAAUAAUAUUUUAGAAGAUGAUUUAGAUGAUGAAAAUAAUACACUGGUAGAUAUAACAUUUAGUGAUAGAAGAAAAAGGUCUCUGUUAUAUACUGAAGGUGGUGCGGUGUACGAUAAUGGGAUAGAAGGCAAAGAAUUAAGUCUAGAAGAAGCUAUAAAGCGCCAAGAAACUAUUGAUCAAAAUAAUUUGGUAGAAGAAGAACCUCAAAGAAUGAAUAGAUGGGACUUUUAUAAAAUCCUUGAACAUAUGGCGGAGAGAUACGGUUAUACAGGGCGGCCAUGCCUGCUGCGAACAAUUUGUGAGGCAGCUGAGGUGCCUUUCACCCACGAAAAUGGCUUGCUCGCCGAAAUUGGACAUAUAUUAUUCACCCCCUCGACGACUAAGGAUACGCUCUCCCACCACACGGACAACGAGUACCAUGCAGCAGAGAGAUUAGGCAGAGAGGCCGGGGGGAGCUGCGAGUCUCUGUUCCCGGAGUGCGAGGGGUCCAUACUGGAGACUUUCACGGGAAUUGGGGUGGACACGCUGCACAAAUUCGGACUUUUUGAUUAAAUCCUCGCUUAUUAUUAACUAACAUUCAU